Molecule: messenger RNA, 2984 nt
Organism: Coffea eugenioides
Lineage: Eukaryota; Viridiplantae; Streptophyta; Magnoliopsida; Gentianales; Rubiaceae
Product: zinc finger CCCH domain-containing protein 24
Exons: 14
Coding region: 58-2592 (844 amino acids)
Biological process (GO): RNA processing
Molecular function (GO): RNA binding; RNA methyltransferase activity; metal ion binding
Source: RefSeq, a predicted model, not a curated record
UUCAAGUCAUUAACGUCGAUCAACCGAGAAAAACCCGACUGCUGUUCGGCGAACAAAAUGUCUGCUGCUACACCAACAGAAACCUUAAACCCGCCGGUUAACCAGCAGGAUUCAUCAAACCACGUCGAACCAAUUGAAGCCCCUCCCGAAUUGACUCCCAAUACUGAUAGUGACACAACUGCGGAAAAGCGAAAGCGCGAGGACCCGGACCCGGAAUCAAGCCCGAACAAAGGCCGGGAACGUGAGAACCACCCAUUCUGGAAGACGAGCCUUUGCUCCUAUUUCAGGCGGUCCAAAGGCUCGUGCAGUCACGGUGACACGUGCCGAUACGCCCAUGGGGAGUUGGAGCUCCGGCCCCGACCCGACAACACUUGGGACCCGACAUCCGAGCGAGCUAAGAAGAUGGCCAGAAUAGAUGAGGGUGGUGGGACAGGGAAGGAGGAUAGGAAUGACUGCAUGAUGACAGAGGCUUUUGCAGAUGGAGAAGAAGUUGGUGGUUCUUCAGAGGCUGGGUUGGCUAAGUGUGUCGUGAACCUCCCAAUGAAGUGGACUUCGGAUAAUUUAAGGAACUUUCUCGAUGAAAAUGGAAUUUCCUUUAAGUCAGCUAAAAAGAAGAAAGGUAUGGUUGUCGGAUUUGUGAGUUUUGAAAGUGCAGAGCAAGUUAAUAGUGCAUUGAAGGAGUUGGAUGGAAAGUCUAUUGGCAGCAAAAAUUUGAAGAUUGGAGAUGUGAUACAACGAUCAUUUGAUAAGAAAAAUAAAGUGGCUGUGCCCAAUGCUCAGGAGCAUGAUCAGAACGCUGUGUCAGUCAAUGGAAGUUCUGAUAUUGAUGAAUCUUCAAUUGACACUGAAAAUGGUGAACCAACAGAUGAAUGUUCAGCACCAAAUAAUUCAGAUUCAAAGGGUAGAACUGCUCGUGAUGUAGUAACUCCACUUGCGCAUAUGCCUUAUGCUGAUCAGUUAGAGCACAAGAAAAAGUCUCUUACCCAGACCCUCAAAAGACUGACUCGAAAUGCACGUAAAGCUUGUCCAAAUGGUGUUCCACUUCCAGAAUGGGUUCUCAAAUCUAGAGAAAUAGGUGGUCUUCCCUGCAAAUUAGAGGGGAUAAUUGAGUCACCUGUUGUCAAUGAGUAUCGUAACAAGUGCGAGUUCUCUGUGGGUUACUCCCUACAAGGAAAACUAACAGUGGGAUUUCUGCUAGGCAAUUUCAGGGAAGGUGUUACAGCUGUUCAGGAACCUGUGGAUUGCCCGAAUGUAUCUAGAAUUGCUAGCAGGUAUGCUGCAAUCUUUCAGGAAUUUUUGACUCACUCAAGCUUUCCUAUUUGGAACAGAUUGAAUAAUACGGGAUUUUGGCGUCAACUGACGGUUCGAGAAGGGAGGAAGCCAGGCAAAAGUGCUGAGGUUGAGAAUUCUGAUAUGACUGUUUCAGAGGUUAUGCUCAUGGUUCAGGUUUGCACUACGGGCUUUGAUGAUGAAAAGGUAAAUGAUGAACUUCAAAAGAUGGCUCGAGAUUUUUCUUCAAGAGCUACUGCAGAGUCUCCUUGUUUGCCUUUAACAGCCAUAGUUGUCCAGGAUCAUAAAGGAAUUUCAAAUGCAGCACCAGCUGAAGCUCCUCUGCAUUCCCUUCCCAUUCCCAGGGAAUGUAGUGAUUCAGGAGUUGUUGCACCUUAUGAUGGUGUUGAAGCUAGAAUUCAUGAUUACAUAAGUAAUCUCCAGUUCUCUAUCUCUCCGACCGCCUUCUUUCAGGUUAACACCCUUGCAGCUGAGAAGUUGUACGCGCUUGCUGGGGAGUGGGCUGGCUUGGGUCCUGACACCUUGCUUUUUGAUAUUUGCUGUGGUACAGGAACAAUAGGUCUUACCUUAGCUCAUCGUGUUGGCAUGGUUGUUGGCAUCGAAAUGAAUGCUUCUGCAGUUUCAGAUGCUGAAAGGAAUGCUGAUAUUAAUGGUAUCAAAAACUGCAGAUUUAUCUGUGCAAAGGCAGAGGAUGUAAUGGGGAGUCUCCUGAAAGAGUACCUGACUUUAUCUCAGAAACAAGAGGAAAUUUUGGAACUGGCUGAGGACAACAAAGAAGUCAAAAUUUCUGAAACAACUUCUACAGAAAGUGCCCUAGAACCUCAAGAAAGCUCAGAUCUUGAGAACAUGAAUUGUCAUCAUGAAUCUGGGUCUCUGGAUAAUGGAAAUGUAGAAGCUGACACCCAAUACAAGAGCUUUUCAUCCUCUGAAAAUGGGACCACCUCAACGAAGCAGUUUAAAAAUAUUGUUGCCAUUGUAGAUCCUCCACGUGUUGGUCUUCAUCCUACUGUCAUCAAAGUUUUGAGGACAAAUACAACUUUAAGGAGACUCGUCUAUAUUUCCUGCAAUCCUGAAAGCUUGGUUGCAAAUGCUAUUGAACUCUGUACUCCAUCAGCUGAUAAAACUGAGAAAGGGGGUCAAAAGAAUAACUGGGCAUGGAGAAAUAUGAGCAGUGCUGGUCUUGCUCGUCAUAGGGCUAAAUCCAUGCCUUAUUCUGAGCCUUUUAAACCUGUCAAAGCUAUGGCUGUUGAUCUUUUUCCACACACUCCACAUUGCGAACUGGUGAUGCUUCUGGAAAGGUAAAUAUAGCUGCUAGACAUUCCCAAAAAAACUAUAACGUUUUCUACUUUUGAAAUUUCGGUAUAGGGAUCUUUUGUUUUCACUAAAGUUAAGGCUGAUAGAACAAUUAUAGUUGUAAUUUGGCAUAGUGAAAAUUUUAUCUUGCGGGCGCAAUUUUGUCCCUUGUUUCUGUAUUCUCUGUAGGAGGUUCACAUGUGAGGCUAUCCCAAUAGAUAUAUUGUGACAUGCCUUUUACAAGAAUUUUCAUCUUCUUUUGUCAUUUAGACUUUGAUGAUUUUCAUUUUGAUUAUAGAUUCACUGAAAAUGGCAGAAAGGUGUCCAUUUCUGUGGAUUGCCCAGAUUAUUUGACAAGAUUUUUGAAGCUAUGAUCUAAUUUCUCCUACCUUUGAUACUGA